AUGUCCGCCGCCAUGGAGACCACGAAGCUGGAGAAGAAGCCCGUGAAGUUCAGCAAUCUGCUGCUGGGCUCCGGGCUGAACAUGUUCGAGGUCUCGACUCUCGGACAGCCGCUGGAGGUCUUGAAGACCACCAUGGCUGCCAACCGUAAGGACGGCAUGGCGGGUGCUGUUGCGCGAGUAUGGAGCCGCGGUGGUUUCUUUGGGUUCUACCAAGGUCUCAUCCCAUGGGCUUGGAUCGAAGCCAGUACCAAGGGAGCUGUUCUUCUCUUCGUCGCGUCCGAGGCCGAGUACUACGCCAAGAGCUUCGGCGCCAGCAACUUCGUGGCAGGUAUUGGAGGUGGUAUGACCGGUGGUCUGGCACAGGCUUAUGCGACCAUGGGAUUCUGCACGUGCAUGAAGACGGUGGAAAUCACCAAGCACAAGGCUGUGGAAUCGGGUGUUAAGCCUCCAUCCACCUUUGCGACGUUCAUGGGAAUCUACAGGGCAGAGGGAAUUCGUGGAAUCAACAAGGGUGUGAACGCUGUUGCUGUGCRACAGGUCACCAACUGGGGAUCUCGUUUCGGUUUGAGCAGAGUCGCCGAAAACGGAAUCCGCAAUUUCAACGGCAAGACCGAUGGACAGAAACUCACUGCUCCCGAGAAGAUUCUCGCUUCCGCUCUUGGUGGUGGUCUCAGUGCCUGGAACCAGCCCAUCGAAGUCGUGCGCGUGGAGAUGCAGUCCAAGACCGUGGACCCGAACCGCCCAGCAAAGAUGACAGUCGGUAACACUUUCUCGUACAUUUACAAGCAGAACGGCAUCAAGGGUCUCUACCGUGGUGUUGCGCCGCGUAUCGGACUUGGUAUCUGGCAGACGGUGUGYAUGGUUGCACUGGGUGACAUCGCCAAGGAGGCAGUAGAGAAGCUCACAGGCGAGACGGUUACUGCUAAGCAUUGA
This is a messenger RNA of Ramularia collo-cygni, 933 nucleotides long. RefSeq names its product probable mitochondrial tricarboxylate/dicarboxylate carrier proteins. Gene Ontology annotation, molecular function: tricarboxylate secondary active transmembrane transporter activity. The record is from RefSeq and is a predicted model, not a curated record. Bases 1 to 933 code for a protein of 310 amino acids. Gene Ontology annotation, biological process: alpha-ketoglutarate transport; mitochondrial citrate transmembrane transport. The transcript has 3 exons. Lineage: Eukaryota; Fungi; Ascomycota; Dothideomycetes; Mycosphaerellales; Mycosphaerellaceae. Gene Ontology annotation, cellular component: mitochondrion.